UAUAUUUUAAAAAAGAAAAAGAAAGAAGAUUUUGAAAAGCCGGACCGGAACCUCUGUACAAAACACAAGUAUUAGUUACCAGUUCGUCAUCUCCCAGCCUUGUUUCUAUCAGCAGAAAAACAUGGAUGCCGCGAACCGCUGCAGAUUUCGGGAACAAAAUUGAACCAAGAUCAAUACAACAAUGUUAGGGUUUCUUACAAUCCCACACCAAUGGAGGAUUCCCCCAUCUCUCUCAUUUCUCUCUGCAAUCUCAUCACCUUCUUCCUUCUCCCUUCCACUCAACAAAUUCCCUCUCCAUUACUCAUAUUCCAGCUCGCAAUCUCAAAUUUCCAGUAACCCCAGAAGAUUCACAGCGUUUGCGAGCAACAAGAACAACGAAUUGGGCGGAAAUAUCAAGGAGAGAGAAGGAGAAGGAAAUGGGACGAAGGGCUCCUCCAAUGGCGGCGAUGACUUGAGGAAAGAACGAGGCCCGGUUUUCAAUAUCAAAUGGGCUGAACUUUUGAUCGAUCCGGAUCCUGAUAACAUCUUGGCUGUUGCGUUGACUGGUUUGCUUGCUUGGGCAAGUGUUCAGGUGUCUACAAAGCAGCAUCAUAUCUCAAGUUCGAGGCUGCAUAUAAUUAUAGUAGCCUUGCAAAUGUGCCGAGAUCGUUAUGUCAACUUUUUUAUCAGAAAAUUAGGAGUAGGACGUCAACUUUGUGGUGCAAUCCUGCCUAUCUUUCCGCAAAUCUAAUCUUCUUUCUCGGGAGAAAAUUGUAGCUCUUCAAAAUCGUAUUUACUAU
Messenger RNA from Benincasa hispida (wax gourd), 779 nucleotides. RefSeq lists its product as uncharacterized. NCBI's taxonomy places the organism in Eukaryota, Viridiplantae, Streptophyta, Magnoliopsida, Cucurbitales, Cucurbitaceae. The record is from RefSeq and is a predicted model, not a curated record.